UUCUCUGAAUCACCAUUGCAUCCUGGAGCUGCUUUGCCACGGUAAGGUGCCUCCUCCUCUCUCCUACGUCCUACUACCAGCAGGAAAGGAACGAGAUGGUUAAGACUUCAGAGCAGCUAGCUGUUCACUUUAAUGCUGCGAUUUCUCUGGUUUUGGAUAUGAGUGCAUACAACAUCUUUCCUUGCUUUGAUUUGUCCCAGUCUCCCAUUUUUGUACUGGGUAGUUCUGCUAGAUUCACACCUUUUCUUUCUUCCUUCGAUUGCAGCUUUUCUGUGUUAUUUGCACUUUCAGUAGAAAGAUUGUGUCCAUGUUUUUGGUUUUCAAGCUAGGAACUUGCAAUAAGAGGGACAUAUACAUACUAUCUUUAUUACAAACUGCCAUAACAUGAAAAUGGUUUGCACUCUCUAGGAAGGAGAUCACUACUCCCUCCAAUACAUAUUGGUUUAGUACAAAGUUGGUACAAUGUUGUACUAAACCAACAUCAAUUAAUAUGGAUGGAGAAUUUUGUACUAAACCAGCAUCAAUUAAUAUGGAUCGGAGGGAGAACUUGCUUUGUUGAAUGUGCAACUGACAUAAGCUGCAUAUUUCACUUCAUAUGGCUGGACUAGCUUCCCAGAUGAAGAGAUCUUGUGACUGCUGCAAGAGAUAUGCUGACCAUUUGGAUGGAAGGAUGAAGUGUUUCUGCAGACGCAUGACUGCUAAUUUCAGACAUGGCAUGGCUAUACCGAACAAGUUCAUAGACCAUUUCGGUGGAAAGAUCUCAAGGACCAUCGAACUGGAAUCCCAUAACGGAAGCAUGUACACCGUUGAAGUCUCCAAGCUUAUGAACGAAACGGUCCUCCGGCGGCGUGGUUGGGAGGCGUUUGUCAAUGCGCAUUCCAUCGAGGAGAACGACUCGUUGCUGUUUCCCCACAUUGAGAAGUCGCUAUUCGAGGUCCUGGUGCUCGACUCUGAUGACUGUGAGAAAGUGCUUCCCUCUGCUGGCAUCAAAGUUGCUUCUUGUAAUGUUCAAGAAAGCAGCAGCGUGGAUUAUAUUGAUAUAUCAAGCAGCGUGGGUUAUAUUGAUAUAUCAAGCAGCUCGGGUGAUGAUACCACAAGAUCUCCGGGAAGCAAACGGUUUGCUACGUGUGAAAGAGGCGACUCAAGCCAUCCUAGAAAAACUGCCGUAAACGACUCCUCGUCUGAGGAGGAUUCAGGAGAAGACAGUGACGCGAAGGCAGAGGAACAUUCUGAAGAUGAAUCGUCUUUUGGGCUAGAUGAUGUACGUCAGACACCUUGCACAGGGCGCGACUAUGUCUUGUCCCUAAAUGCUCGUCUGUCUGGAGCUCAGGAGGAGAGAGUAACUAGGCUUCUCCAGGCUGUUCGAGCCAAGACUCCCGUGUUCGUGGCCAUCAUGAAAAUGAACACACGGAUUCAUACUACUGUGAUCCCCAAGCUUUUUGCAGAGGAGCACUUCCCGCGUGAAAGUCAGAACCUGACGCUGCAGCGGCCAGGCAAGAGCAAGAAGUGGCACCCAUGGUUUUACAUAAGGAAGAGUCAAUGUGGGCACGUCCUCACCGGGUCUCGCUGGGUAGGCUUCCUCCGUGACAAUGGCGUGCAGGAGGGAGAUCUCUGCGUCUUCCAACCAGUGAAGGGCACUGGCACCAGGAGCAAAUUCACAGUCCAUCUGCUUCACGAGCCCUUGGGUGCAAAUGGAAGUACUGGUCCGAAGAAAAGAGUAGGAAACACAAGGGUGAACUCGGCUGCCCCUGAAAGAUCAACCACUGCUCAUGGUCAUGGUGCAACAACAAUGGCAAAGGCGGCGCCACAUCCAGACGCCCCGACAACCCUCCGUGUCAACAAGGAGCAAGAUGAUGGGUGCAACCAUGGUCGUCAGCAAGCACGCCAACACCCAAAGCCGGCGCGUCCCUACGUAUUGUCAUCCACCGCACGCCUGACCGAGGAGCAGGAGAGGGAGGUGGACCGGACAGCCCGUGCCAUCGGGUCUUGGGUCCCCGCCUACGUCUCGGUGAUGAACAGGAGCAGCGUCGGCGUGGGCAACAGGAUCUACAACGUAAGCAUUUCCUGUGCGUAUGCUGCCGAGUAUCUUCCACCCGGGGAGCGGGUCGCCGUGACGCUCGUGAGGAGGAAGAAGGCGUGGGAGGUCGAGAUGCGCGCGCGCGGCGGCGGGCGAGCGCUGGCGCAUGGCUGGCGUGGUUUCGCCCGCGACAACCGGCUGCGGGUGCAGGACGUGUGCCUGUUCCAGCCCAUGGAGAAGAACCACGAGAGCCUUACCAUGACCGUCCACAUCGUCCGUCACAGCGGCAAGCGGAAGCAGUAGUCUCUCUUCUGUUUUAGCGCACCUUGUCGAUUUGCCGCUGGCAGUAGCUCUUCUGCUUGUAUUGUGUGAGCUUUUGGUGCUAGUGCUGGUCUGAAAACUUUGUUGGUGUAGUACUAUGGCCAGUGGAUACUCUCCAGAACCUGUGUUUAUGAUGGCUAACCAGCUGUGUGCUAUGCAAUUUAUCAAAAAUGUUAGGCUGGGCUUGUCACUUGUGGACCAUUGCGAGUAGUAACUGCGGUCAAUGCAGAU
Triticum aestivum (bread wheat) is the source of this 2569-nucleotide messenger RNA. RefSeq names its product B3 domain-containing protein Os03g0620400-like. NCBI's taxonomy places the organism in Eukaryota, Viridiplantae, Streptophyta, Magnoliopsida, Poales, Poaceae. Gene Ontology annotation, molecular function: DNA binding. The transcript has 6 exons. The coding region runs from base 596 to 2320 and encodes 574 amino acids. The record is from RefSeq and is a predicted model, not a curated record.